Messenger RNA from Trichomonas vaginalis G3, 255 nucleotides. RefSeq names its product Dpy-30 motif-containing protein. Lineage: Eukaryota; Parabasalia; Trichomonadida; Trichomonadidae. The coding region runs from base 1 to 255 and encodes 84 amino acids. The transcript has a single exon. The record is from RefSeq and is a predicted model, not a curated record.
AUGAGUGCAAGAGAUAGUACUCCUAACUCAGAAAAUAUUUCUGCAGCUCCUCAAACAACAGAAGAGGCUCUUGAAGGCCGUAUAGAACAGUCACUCCAAACAGACGAAGAAAAACUCAGAACGUAUCUUGGAGAUACGUUAAUUCCGCUUCUUGCUUACGGUUUGGAUGAACUUGAAAGAAUUCGUCCACCGGAUCCAGUGUUAUUCCUUUCACAUUUCUUAUUACGUCAUAAUCCUCGCCGUUCUUAUCAAUAA